CCAUUCCCCAACUACACAGGUUAAAUGAAUCAUGCCGACACCGCAUUUAUUUGUGGAGUGCUUUGACAACUGAUGUAGUUCAUAGCGCUUUUGCUUCCUGAAUUAUUAGGAUCCCAAAUGUUCACACGACGUAUUUCCACGAUGGAGCGACAUUCGUAUGUUCAAGGAAAGGGAAUUUGUCUGCCUAAACUAAGAUUUUGUCGGGACCUUUCGUGAGGGUAACAUAUAAUCUAUGGCUGCAAGCCCCCUGCUAUAUAUAUGGUCAAGGGUCUUUUAUGUCAGUUGAACUUGAGCAGCAACACCUGACAUUCCAUUUCUGAUUUGAUUCUCUCGGCCUUACGUCGAGUCCAAGCUAGUUGCUACCACUCUCCGUCAACAUUAAAAUGCCAUUUUCAUCUUCACAAGCCUCUCUCGUCCUCUUUCUCUUCCUCCUCCUAGUUCUCUCCAUAAACUUCACUUCUCCGCUCCCUCUCUCAACCAACGGAAGAUGGAUCGUCGACUCGGCCACGGGGCGGCGCAUGAAGCUUCCGUGCGUCAACUGGGCCUCCCACCUGGAGCCGAUGCUAGCGGAGGGCCUCGACAAGAAGCCCCUGGGCGUCAUCGUGGCUGAGAUCCGGAGGCUGCGGUUCAACUGCGUGCGCCUCACGUGGGCCACCUACAUGUUCACCCAGCCGGGCCACGGCGACCAGCCUGUCGAGGAGACCCUCGACUCCCUCGGACUGGCAGAGGCCAAAGGAGGGGUGGCGAGGAACAACCCUCUCGUGCUGAACAUGACGCAUGUGGAGGCGUAUGCCGCCGUCGUGGAUGAGCUCGGGAAGCAAGGCGUGAUGGUGGUGCUGGACAACCACGUGAGCAAGCCCAAGUGGUGCUGUGCUUAUGACGACGGGAACGGCUUCUUCGGAGACGAAUACUUUGAUCCUGAAGAGUGGCUGAGAGGGCUCGUCGCGGUGGCCGAGCACUUCAACGGGAAGAGCCAGGUGGUGGGAAUGAGCGUGCGAAAUGAGCUCCGCGGCCCGCGUCAAAACGAGUAUGACUGGUACCAGUACAUUCGCACUGCAGCGACCAAGGUCCACCAGGCCAACCCGAACGUGCUGGUCAUCCUCUCGGGCCUAAAUUGGGCCUCUGAUCUCAGCUUCCUGCGGAAGAGGCCCGUGGGCCUGAGCUUGGGCCGCAAACUGGUCUACGAAGCCCACUGGUACUCGUUCAGCGGGGACCGGAAGAUCUGGGAGGUCCAGCCCGUGGACCGGGUCUGCGCCAACGCCGUCCAGAGGAUGGAAGACCAAGCCGGGUUCCUCUCGAGCGGCCCCGGUGCGGUCCCGCUGUUCCUAGGUGAGUUUGGGUUCGACCAGACCGGGAAAAGCCAGGCUGAUGACCGGUUCCUGAGCUGCUUCAUGGGGUACGCAGCAGGGAAGGACUUGGACUGGGCCUUGUGGGCACUGCAGGGGAGCUAUUAUUACCGGCAAGGGGUCGUCGGGCCCGAAGAGACCUUCGGGGUGCUCGAUUUCAAUUGGGAUGGGCUCCGGAACCCAAAGUUUAAGGAGAGGUUUCAGUUGGUGCAGACGAUGGUUCAAGAUCCGAGCUCCAAUUCACCAAUGUCCUACAUCAUGUACCACCCGCAAAGCGGCCUCUGCAUCCGAGCAAAUAACAACCACGAGAUCGGCACGGCUGAGUGCCAGCAUUGGAGCAGGUGGAUCCACUACCGAGAUGGCAGCCCGAUCAGGCUGAUGGGCACUCCUCUCUGCCUCAAAGCCCUUGGCGACGGGCUCCCGCCGGUGCUUUCCAACGAUUGCUCGAGCCGGCGAAGCGCUUGGAGAUCGAUCUCCAAUUCAAAGCUUCACGUAGCAGCCACGGAUGAACGUGGAAAUCGCCUCUGCUUGGAGAAGAAGUCGAACGAAUCUUCCGUGAUCUUGACCAGGAAGUGCAUCUGCGUGGAUGAUGAUUCCGGGUGCACGGAGAAUCCACAAGGCCAGUGGUUCAAGUUCGUGCCCACGAAUACAUGAUGCGUACGUAGCAUUUCAAAGGACAGAAAUAAAGCAUAGGAAGCUACGUCUUCAAGUAGAAUAUAAAUUGUGCCCUAGUUAGCAAGUGCCUAGAGAAUAACUCUCGCCAAAGAAUUCCUGGGAAAAAAGAAAAGAAUCACCUCGCAAGCAGCCUUGCUCAUUGGUAUGAACAACGAGGAAAAAAGAUGGAGAAAGUCGGGAAAGAGAUGAAGAAUGUCGGCCACUUUGUGUCCUCAAAAGAGCGUGUGCUAGUGGCUGAAUAAAAGCCUACUUCUAUUUGCAAUCGCUAUCAUCAUGAUCUUUUUCA
Messenger RNA from Eucalyptus grandis, 2307 nucleotides. RefSeq names its product glycosyl hydrolase 5 family protein. The transcript is spliced from 3 exons. Bases 384 to 2000 code for a protein of 538 amino acids. Gene Ontology annotation, molecular function: hydrolase activity, hydrolyzing O-glycosyl compounds. NCBI's taxonomy places the organism in Eukaryota, Viridiplantae, Streptophyta, Magnoliopsida, Myrtales, Myrtaceae. The record is from RefSeq and is a predicted model, not a curated record.